This is a messenger RNA of Candidula unifasciata, 732 nucleotides long. NCBI's taxonomy places the organism in Eukaryota, Metazoa, Mollusca, Gastropoda, Stylommatophora, Geomitridae. The record is from the annotation of a GenBank genome assembly.
AUGAAAAUCUUGAACGAGAAAGGCCUGGCCCACUUUGCUACUUCCGGUGCUCCUGCAGACAAACAGGGCUACUUGCACAAGAAAGGGGAGCUCAACAAAGGCUUUCAGAAAAGAUGGUUUGUGCUCAAGGGAAAUCUGCUGUUUUACUAUGAAAAGAAAGGCAGCAAGGACCCUCUUGGGGUCAUUAUUCUAGAAGGCUGUACGAUAGAACUGGCCGAGGAUGUUGAUAAUUUCAUGUUCAUGAUCAACUUUGCCGCCAGCGGCUCCAGGACCUACUGUCUCAGUGCUCACUCUCAGGAGGCCAUGGAGUCUUGGAUGAAGGCUUUGUCCUGUGCCGGAUAUGAAUAUAUGAGACUGAUGGUGCUGGAGCUUCAGAGCAAACUCCAGGAGAUCUCAUCUAACGCAGAUGCAAAUCUUUUCGUCAACGCUGACAGAGACAGUCGCAUUUUAGGCCGGGUGUAUGGUGAAGUUGCAGAUGAUGCCAGUUUGAGAACCUCAGCAAAAUCUCUAACGCUGGCAGUGCCAAAUAAACAACGUGUUAACCCCUUUAAUAAUUUAGACCUCAGCGGGGAACAUGACCCUGGCGAUGCCUUCCGUCCCAUGUUGAAAGUUCCGGCUGUGGAAAUUGUUACUUGGUCUCUUCUAGGUCUGCACACUUUUGCAGAAAUGCAUGAAUUUGUCAAACAGCAGAUAGAUGAGUGUACACUUGACAACCACAAUACGGGUGCUUGA